Brassica napus (rape) is the source of this 1864-nucleotide messenger RNA. Its product is annotated as replication factor A protein 1-like. Gene Ontology annotation, cellular component: nucleus. Gene Ontology annotation, biological process: DNA replication; DNA recombination; DNA repair. The record is from RefSeq and is a predicted model, not a curated record. Gene Ontology annotation, molecular function: DNA binding. NCBI's taxonomy places the organism in Eukaryota, Viridiplantae, Streptophyta, Magnoliopsida, Brassicales, Brassicaceae. The coding region runs from base 196 to 1635 and encodes 479 amino acids. The transcript is spliced from 11 exons.
UUUUGUGCUAGGGCAUCAUCCUUUCCUUCUUCCAUUGUUCAAGUCGCCGAUUUUGUUUCUGUUGUUUUGUAAAGCCAACCAUUCUCAUCUCUUUGCCUUCCUCCACCUUCGAUGAGAUGGAUGAGGCUGUGGGGAUCGCUCGCAAUCACUCUCAGUUAAAAUUUCUUCCUUCAGCUUCCAAAGAUUCUCUCAAAGAUGUCUUCCUCUGCUCCCGCCGUUGUUGCCCCAACAUCGUUCGACGAUCUCCGCUUGGGUCGAUCUGCUCAGUUCGUCGUGGCUCGCCUCCUGCGUUUUUGGGACUCCAGAAACAUUAAGAAGCAAGGUGAAUUCAUGGGAAUCACCUUGCUUUUUCUUGAUGAGCAGAAUUCGGUGAUCCAUGGGUUUAAUCCUGCCGCUCGCUGCGGUCACUACCGUCCAGGUUUACGAAGUGGUUCCGUCGUCAAAGUUUCACACUUUGAGGUUGCUAGAUGCACUAAGAUGUACAAGAUCACAGACAAUCCAUUCGUGAUCCGGUUCCUCCCACAAACAACCAUUGAUGAAGUCUUGGUCAAUGCUCCCAUUAUCAACCUGCAGAAAUUCAUGCUCUUGAAGUUUGAGCAUCUUCAAGCACUUGCUAACACGAACUUGGAACUCCCAGAUGUUGUAGGAAUGAUUCGUUUCGUCCAAGGUUCCGAUCUUUCGGACGCUACAGUGAUGACUCGAGUUGUUGUCCGCUUCGUCAUCGAACCUAAUGUUGUGGUGUAUCUGUCCUUAUGGGAUGAAGCUGCGGCAACCUUUCGGGGACUCAUCAGCUCAGGCAAAAGAGCACAGUCUGUUAUGGUGGUCACAACUGUGAAUCCAAAAAUCUUUGGAGGAAAUUUGUACCUCAACUCCACCCCAGCCACGAAAUUUUAUUCCGACAUGAAUCUUCCAGCCAUCGCCCAGUUCACAGCUAGCUUAGGAGGACCAGUUGGUGAAGCUUUUCCUUGCAUCGAUACCAAGGAAGCGAUCAAGAAAAAGGAACAUGUCUCCAUUGGAGAUCUCAACAAAUUCAUCUCCAACUCUGAUGAGCAGACCCAAGAAGCAGAGUUCAUCUGCAAGGCUCGAGUGCUUGAGGUUCUCCAACAGAAUGGGUGGUCUUUUGUUUCAUGCACUGGCUGCAGCAGAAAGUUAUAUCAAUCAGGCAAUUCCCUACGUUGCAACCAUUGUGUUAAUGCCAACGUCACCGGUGUUAUAAAGUAUCGUGUUGAAUUGUCUGUUGAUGAUGGGAAUGACAAUGCCACUUUUGUGGUUUUCGACAGAGAGAUGCUUAAUCUCAUAAAGAAAGAUGCUGCAACUCUAACUGUCGAAGAGAUGAAUGGUGGUGGGGGCGAGCAGCUCCAACAGUGUCUAGAAGAACUUGGUGGAAAAGAAUUUGUGUUCCAGAUACGUGUUACCCCGUUCAAUUUCACCCCAAACCACCGCACUUUCACUGUUUGUGGAAUAAGUGACCACAUCGAACCUGAGACUUUCAACACCAAAGAGGCUUCAAUUGUUGGUGGAGAGAGUGGCGAAACAUCUGCUUCCGCUGGUACCUUGGUUGAAGGUGAAGCGUAUGAUCCAAAUCCAACCGGUGGUCAGUUGAAGGAUGGUAACCGCAAACGUCCCCGUGAGUGAAGCUACUAAGCUGUGAUCCGUCAACCCAACUCUGCUCCCGUUUUUUUAAUUAUCAGUACCUUUAAUUACUAUGCAUUUGUUUUUUUGGACUUUCCAGUAUUUUCCAGUUUUGGAAUAUGUUUCCGUCUACGUACCUCUUAUGAGGAAAGACUUUUUAAUUUAAUAUCUACGAUGGGUUGACGUUAUAUUAAGUUUGAUUGUAAGAAAAUGCAGAAAAUGUUGUUUUGCA